CCAUCACCACAUUUUAUCUGUAUCACUAUCAGUGAUUGCGUUAAUGGCUGUGAAAGGUGUCGGAGUUAAGGAUGGAAGCAGCAGCAGGCACGUGACCGGUGUUAAGGAGGUGCACUUUAGGGGAGUGAGGAAGCGGCCGUGGGGUCGUUACGCCGCCGAAAUCCGCGACCCGGGGAAGAAGAGCCGGGUGUGGUUGGGCACAUUUGACACUGCGGAGGAGGCGGCGAGGGCUUAUGAUGCCGCGGCCAGGCAGUUCCGGGGGCCUAAAGCCAAGACUAACUUCCCCUUGCCGUCGGAGAAUCACAGCCCCAGUCACAGCAGCACCGUGGAGAGCUCCGGAAGUGAGGCCGGAGCUCACGCGCCCCAAGCUCCCCGCGAGCUUGAUCUCACGCGCCGCCUCGGUGUCGGUGGGAAGGUCGAGGUUGGAUCUGUCAAUAACGGGCUUCCGUUUGCCCAUAAGCAGCCGGCGGUGGCGAUUCUGCCAAACGGCCAACCGGUCUUGCUGUUUGACACCGUGUGGCGGCCUGGCAUGGUGAACCAGCAACAGGCGUACCGGUUUGAACCGGUGGCGGUUCUGCCCAAAUGCGCCGCAGGCGGCGGCGGCGGCGCCCACAGCGACUCCGACUCAUCCUCCGUGGUGGACGAGAGCCAUUUCGACGGCGGGCUUGCCAAGAAAGGCCUGAAUCUCGAUCUUAACCUGGCUCCACCCAUGGAAUCUUAACGAAGAAAAAUUGAUUUUUGUGAAACUAAUUACUUAUUUUCCUGUAUAUAAAUCUAGAUUCGGAUGACUGUUCUUUUUCAUGGCUCAGUUAUGAGAAAUGUCGCAGCUUUCUCUCGCUGUUUCGCGUUGUAACUCUUAGGAUUUUCUUGAUUCAAUGAAACUGAAAAUCUUUUCUCC
Ipomoea nil (Japanese morning glory) is the source of this 898-nucleotide messenger RNA. RefSeq names its product ethylene-responsive transcription factor 4-like. NCBI's taxonomy places the organism in Eukaryota, Viridiplantae, Streptophyta, Magnoliopsida, Solanales, Convolvulaceae. The record is from RefSeq and is a predicted model, not a curated record. Gene Ontology annotation, biological process: regulation of DNA-templated transcription. Bases 44 to 721 code for a protein of 225 amino acids. Gene Ontology annotation, molecular function: DNA-binding transcription factor activity; DNA binding. The transcript has a single exon.